Dacryopinax primogenitus is the source of this 804-nucleotide messenger RNA. RefSeq lists its product as uncharacterized. The transcript has 2 exons. The coding region runs from base 1 to 804 and encodes 267 amino acids. NCBI's taxonomy places the organism in Eukaryota, Fungi, Basidiomycota, Dacrymycetes, Dacrymycetales, Dacrymycetaceae. The record is from RefSeq and is a predicted model, not a curated record.
AUGUCAGGCAACACCGACCCCUACAGCACUAUCGGUUCCCUGCCUAACAUCAGCGGGGGGAUCCCCACCUCCCCCGAUUUCGCACCUUCGAUCCUCUUCUGUCUCCUCUAUGGCAUCCUGCUCCCUCCCUGCAUAUGGAGGACUUACACCUACCGUAAGCCCGGUCGACUCAUGUGGACCUUUAUCAGGCUCAUCUUCUUCGCUCUGAUGCGGAUCGCUACCUUCGGCCUAAGAGUAAGCGAAGCGCACAGCGCCAGCCUACCCAACAACCCCGUGCCCAACCUAGGCACUUUUAUCGCUGAGCAAGUCCUGCUAGGCAUUGGGUUCAUCAUUCUAGCAGAUCUGAUGAUCGAGUUGCUCAAGAGCCAUAUGUGGAGGACGGACGUCCCCCCGGCUGGGGAAACACGCUGGGCUCACCCGGCGGGCCAUCACGUCUUGAAAAGAAUCGUGCGAAUCAUGCAUCUCGCGCUGAUCGUAGCCAUUGCGCUAGGGAUUGCCGCCGCAGCCCAGUACUCGAGUGCGAUCAACAGCCCCUCCAUCGCCUCGGAAGUGCAGACUUUGCGCAUCGUCUCCGUCGCCCUGUGUCUCGCUGUCUGCGCUCUGUUGAUCCUCGUCUCCCUCCUUCUUCUCACGCAUCCUUCCCUCGGCCUCUCACAUACGAUCUACCUCCUCGUCAUCAAUUGCAUACUGGUGAUCAUCCCUUCGUACCGCGUUUCAAGCGUCACGGAUUCGCCCUCCAUCUCCGCGCUCGUAGGCGCAGGCACCCAAGUCAAGUUCUACAUCUUGCAGGGGGCGAUGGAGUAG